Molecule: messenger RNA, 507 nt
Organism: Ichthyophthirius multifiliis
Lineage: Eukaryota; Ciliophora; Oligohymenophorea; Hymenostomatida
Exons: 4
Source: RefSeq, a predicted model, not a curated record
AUGUUUUCUAAUAAUAUUCAAUAAUUUAUGUAAGAACUAUAAAAAAACAAAGAAGUAUCUAAAAAAGAAUUUGAUGAUAUAAAAUACAUAGAAAAUAAAAAAAUAUAACCAUUGAAAACAGAAGACAUUGAAAAAUAUCUACCAAAGUUAAAAACUAAAGAGGAGUUAUAUUAAGAUUUAAAAUUGAAACAAAAAUUAAAUUGGAAAAGUCCAGGCUAUACAAACUCUGACUUCAAUAAAAUACCUAUUUUACGAGCUAAUUUAUUAAGAAAUUAGGAUUUUGAUCGUAUGUAUAUGUCAGAAAGGUCGUAUAAAUUUCCAAUAAAUUAUAAAGGAAUAAAAAUUCCAACUUGUGCUAAAGAAUUUGGAGACACAGAUUUAAAUUUAUUACCAGAAUAAUUUUAAGAAUAUUUAAAAUAAAAUUCAAUAAAAAAAGUAGAUUGGAGAUUUAGGCCUUCAAAAUAUGGAAAAAUUUCAUUAGAUUAUAAUUAUUUCGUCUUUAUAUGA